Ostrea edulis (European flat oyster) is the source of this 907-nucleotide messenger RNA. RefSeq lists its product as uncharacterized. The transcript has 7 exons. The record is from RefSeq and is a predicted model, not a curated record. Lineage: Eukaryota; Metazoa; Mollusca; Bivalvia; Ostreida; Ostreidae. Bases 20 to 808 code for a protein of 262 amino acids.
GCCAAACCAAGCAACCAGCAUGCGUAUCGUUGGACUCCUCCUCGUGAGUGCGGUGCUGCUGCUGCACGUGGCGCCAACAGACUCCAGGGAAUUAGGUUGUUUCAACGCAAAACGGGUGUACAAAUUCUUCAGAACAAGGGUUCCAGUUGGAACGAGGAAAUUUGCAUCUCGGUGUGGCGUAAAAUGCAGGAACACAGCAGGAAAAUUCACGUAUUUUGCGUUAGAGAGAGACACCAAGAAAUGUACUUGUUUGAGUCGUCCAAAGAUGUCAUUCUUCAAGGGGUUAAGGCCAUAUAGGAAGAGACCAUGCGGAAAAUCAGGGAAUGUAAAGCUUUACCGGUUCCCUAAGGCACCUGGGAAAUCUAAGCGACGCCCAAUACGCCGAAAAUUUCCAAGAAGAAAAAUCAGAAGAGAUCGAUGCCCUACAAGAUACGGUUAUAAGAAGAGAAAGACUGGAUGCUACGCCGUAUUCCAACAAGCCUUCACCUGGCCAGAGGCUGCGAUAUUCUGCUUCGUAGAGGGUGCACGACUCGUAGAAAUUAACAAUAAAAAGAAGAACAAAGACGUCGCCGCACUGGCUAAAGCACUUAGGAAGGACGUAUGGAUAGGAGCGAAUGACAUCAUUCAGGAGAACGCCUUGCGAUUUAUCGGCACCAAUCGGGGCGUGAAAGCAUUCUUCAAGAAGAAGAUAGGAAACAACAAACGAAAGAACUGUGUAAAACUCUCCGCCAACUCAAAAUGGAGGUCAUCCAACUGUAACAACAGGCGACCUUUCAUUUGCGAAAGAUACCCUCGCAGAUGGGAGUAAAGGGAAGUCUCGGUGCCUCGAGAGAGGGAGACAGUGGGAUGUCUCAUAACGCCCAACAUCAUGUGUAAAUGUAUUGUGAUUUAAUAAAUUGUUACAACC